AAAAGGAGAACAGGGGAAGUCCUCGAAACCGACAUAUAAAGAAACAAUGUGGAGAACGUCAUCUCUCAAACGUUGUUAGCAGCGAAGCCAAAGACUGAAGAAUCCCAUUCAUCCCCCCUCCCUCUCCUCUUCUCCUUUCAGUCUCUCUCGCUCUAACACAGGAGAAGAAGAACAUGGAUGGCGGCCGACGAGACCGAUAUCACAUCGGAGGACGACCAAAAGAUGUGACUAGCUGUAGCCAACCAGCACCACCCCCUCCUGUGCUUAGACACUGGCAAUGGUGGCUCAUGGUGGCCCUCAACAUCUUCUUCCUUCUUUCUGGCCAAACCGCUGCCUUGCUCCUAGGGAGGUUCUACUAUGAUAAAGGAGGCAACAGCAAGUGGAUGGCCACCCUUGUCCAAACUGCAGGCUUUCCCAUUCUCUUCCUCCCCCUACUCCUCUUUCCUUCAGGUCAAAGCCCUCCUGCCACCCGCCCCAUCCCUCGUCCCCCUCUUGCUAAGAUUUCUUCUAUUUAUGUUGCAUUAGGCAUCCUGAUAGCCGUUGACAACUUUAUGUACUCUUCUGGUCUCUUAUACCUCCCUGUCUCAACUUACUCCCUCAUUUGUGCUAGUCAACUUGCCUUCAACGCUGUCUUCUCCUACUUCCUCAAUUCGCAAAAGUUCACGCCUAUGAUUUUCAACUCUGUCAUCCUCCUCACUUUCUCUGCUGCCCUCCUUGGCGUCAGUGAGGACUCUGGGGACUCCACAGAUGUCUCCAAGGGGAAGUAUGCGCUCGGAUUCAUGUUGACAUUGGGAGCAUCGGCCAGCUACUCGCUCAUCCUCUCCCUGAUGCAGCUGACCUUCGAAAAGGUUAUUAAGAAGGAGACCUUCUCGGUCGUGUUGGAAAUGCAGAUAUGGACAUCUUUGGUGGCUUCUUGCGCUGCUGUCAUCGGAUUAUUUGCAAGCGGGGAGUUGAGGACUUUGAGAGGGGAGAUGGAAGGAUAUGGAACAGGAAGGGUUUCUUAUGUGUUGACUCUGGUCUGGACUGGUGUGUCUUGGCAGGUGGGUUCUGUUGGGGUGGUAGGACUAAUUUUUGUGGUAUCAUCACUUUUCUCCAAUGUGAUCAGCACUCUUGCUCUUCCUAUCGUGCCAAUCUUUGCUGUAAUUAUCUUUCAUGACAAGAUGGAUGGAGUGAAGGUUAUGUCCAUGCUGAUUGCUAUAUGGGGGUUCAUUUCUUACCUGUAUCAGCACUAUAUUGAUGACUCCAAAGCUAAGAAGGCUGUAAGGGAUGCCCAUGAGGAAUGUGGUCCAUCUGUCCCUUGAUGAGACUAGUCAGGUUUAAGCUAUAUUUUUGAAACUAUGGGGUUUCUACGGAAAAGGAGUAAGAGGGCAUUUAUUUAUUGAUUACCAUUUAAUAGCUGUUUAUUACUGCUUUUCAACUGUUCAAUCACAGAGUACUCUGCUGUGUAUAAUUGCUUUAUGUAUUGACUGCUUCACACCUAUGCUUCCUUCAUCAAAUAUAAUUUGUUCUCUUUGAUGGCA
This is a messenger RNA of Elaeis guineensis (African oil palm), 1520 nucleotides long. RefSeq names its product probable purine permease 11. Gene Ontology annotation, molecular function: purine nucleoside transmembrane transporter activity. Gene Ontology annotation, cellular component: membrane. The record is from RefSeq and is a predicted model, not a curated record. Lineage: Eukaryota; Viridiplantae; Streptophyta; Magnoliopsida; Arecales; Arecaceae.